AUGGGGGAACUAAACAAAGGCAAGGCACAGGGACAGGGGGACAACGAUGGAGCCGACAGCAGCAGCGGAAGCAGCGAGUUCGUUUACGAACCGAGGAGCGUACGAAAGAAGAGAUUCAUGGAUAAUCUGGUGAACAGCUUUUUAAGUGAAAAGAAGAAGAGGAAAGAGGAGGUGGAGGAUGAAGAAGAGGAGGAAGAAGACGAAGAGGGUAGCGAAAAAAAUGACUCAAGUGAAAAUUCCAGUGGGGCAGAAAAUGGGGAUAACCAGGACGAGAAGGAAAGGCGUAAAAAAGAUGGUAAGGAAAAAAAGAAGAAGUCUGUUAAGAAGGACGCAAAUAAAGAAAACCAUGUACAGAUAAACAUGCAGAAGAGCCUCCUGGAGACAUUUUACAAAAUGAAAUUGCAAGCACAAAACAAUGAAGUAGACGAAACUGAGGAAAUUCGAAAGAAGGAGGAGAAAAUACUAGCGCAGGUGUCGAAAGCGUUAAAUGCACCAUUACAAUCUGUGAAAGAAAGAGCGAAAGGUAUCGUGUAUAAUGAGAACUUCAAAACGAUAUGGACGCUACCAAGCAAGUAUAAGCUGCUAAGUGAUAAAUACGUGAGUAAAGUGAGAAAUGUAUUUUAUAUCGACGUAAGUGGUAGUGAUAUUCCACCACCUAUUAAAAAUUUUCGUGACAUGAAAUUUCCCAAGCCUAUUUUAAAAGCUUUGAAAAAAAAGAAAAUUGAUAAGCCUACGCAAAUACAAAUGCAGGGAUUACCAUCCAUUUUGCUUGGGAGAGACAUCAUCGGAAUCGCAUUUACGGGGAGUGGGAAAACGAUCGUUUUUGUUCUACCUUUGGUUAUGAUUUGCUUGGAAGGAGAACUGCGAUGUCCAAUUGAGGAAGGAGAAGGACCACUCGGCCUUAUCGUAUGUCCAUCAAGAGAACUAGCAACACAAACACAUAAUGUUAUAAAGUAUUUCUGUGAGUUUCUACAUGAGGAUAACUAUCCAAUACUAAAUGAUAUGUUAAAUAAAAAAAGAAUGACCCUUGAGCAAUGUAGAUAUCUUUGCUUUGAUGAAGCAGAUAGGUUAAUUGAUCUAGGGUUCGAAGAAGAGGUACGUAACACUUUAGAUCAUUUUUCGAGACAAAGACAAACGUUGCUAUUUAGUGCAACCAUGCCAAAGAAGAUCCAAGAGUUCGCCAAAUCUACGUUAGUAAAUCCAAUCAUUAUUAAUGUGGGAAGAGCUGGUGCAGCUAACUUGGACGUCAUACAAGAAGUAGAAUACGUAAAGGAAGAAUUGAAACUGUCUUACCUUUUAGAAGUACUACAGAAAACUGGACCCCCCGUAUUAAUUUUCUGUGAAAAUAAGAAAGAUGUAGAUGAUGUGCAUGAGUAUUUGUUACUCAAGGGGGUGAAUGCAAUUGCUAUUCAUGGAAAUUUAGGUCAGACUGAGAGGCAGGAAGCGAUUAAUUUGUUUAGGGAAGGGAAAAAAGAUAUCCUAGUUGGCACAGAUGUCGCCUCGAAAGGGUUAGAUUUCCCAUCAAUUGAACAUGUUAUUAAUUAUGACAUGCCAAAGGAUAUAGAAAAUUAUGUGCAUCGAAUUGGUAGAACCGGUAGAUGUGGAAAAACUGGAAUCGCUACAACGUUUAUUAACAAGAAUCAGGAAGAAGCCAUUUUGUUAGAUCUAAAAGCUUUACUCAUUGAGGCUAAGCAGAAGAUUCCCCCCUUUCUGGAAAUGCUGGACAGCAAAGGAAUCAACUUAAAAGAAAUCGGGGGGGUUAAGGGUUGUUCCUACUGUGGUGGCCUUGGCCACAGAAUUACCCAGUGUUCCAAAUUGGAGAGCCAGCGAAAUAAGCAGAUAUGCUUCACCAACAAGGACAUUCUGUCUAGCAGUAACAAGCACAACAAUAUGCACGCCUACACAGGGGAUUGGUAG
Molecule: messenger RNA, 1917 nt
Organism: Plasmodium cynomolgi strain B
Lineage: Eukaryota; Apicomplexa; Aconoidasida; Haemosporida; Plasmodiidae
Product: RNA helicase-1
Exons: 2
Coding region: 1-1917 (638 amino acids)
Biological process (GO): mRNA splicing, via spliceosome
Cellular component (GO): spliceosomal complex
Molecular function (GO): ATP binding; RNA helicase activity; RNA binding
Source: RefSeq, a predicted model, not a curated record